AUGGUAUCCGGCCGGGUGACCUAUGUGUUCAAGAAUAUCUGGUUAAUGGGACCUACCCAACAGCAGGGUGCUCAACCGCUCUUCUCGAAUCCUGGUCGUGUCGUCAAUCCAGUCAUGGUGGCGGUGACGGAAAACACGGAGUUCGUUCUCGUUGAAUUCUAUGCUCCAUGGUGCGGACAAUGCAAGGCUCUCGCUCCCGAAUACGCCAAGGUUGCUUCUCAGUUGAAGGAGGAGGGAUCCGCCAUCAGGCUCAGGAAAUUGGACCCCACCGUGCACAGAGAUGUCGCCUCAAAGUUUGAAAAGAAGACGGGACCAGUUGCCAAGACCCUUACAGCGGGGCUGAAGGACUUCUCCGACUCCGCGAACGUCGGAUACUUCAAGGCUGCCGAUAAUGAAAAUGCCAAGGUUUUCCUCGAGGUCGCUUCCGGGAUCGAUGUUGUGCCAUUCGGAAUCUCGACUGAUGACUCUGUCAAGAAGGAGCUCGAGCUUGAGGGAGAAGGAGUCGUCCUCCUCAAGAAAUUCGACGAUGGAAAAGCGGUCUUUGAUGAAGAGUUGAAGGCCGACACAGAAUUAUCCGAGUGCGAGAAGACUGAGGCAGAGUUCAAGGCUGCCGUCAAGCAACUCACGGGCAAGGUUCUCUUUGUGUACAUGAACACCGAUGUUGAGGACAACGCUCGCAUCAUGGAGUCAGGAUCCCUUUCAACUCAAACGGGCAACGUGUGUUUGAUUUACGUAGUGGAAGAAACGGUGCUGUUGCUGGCCAGCUUGCGGACGUCGCCGAGCCAAGAUUCCGUCACGAUCGCGGCUCCAUCAUUCACGUCU
This is a messenger RNA of Mesorhabditis belari, 822 nucleotides long. Lineage: Eukaryota; Metazoa; Nematoda; Chromadorea; Rhabditida; Rhabditidae. The record is from the annotation of a GenBank genome assembly.